Messenger RNA from Didymella exigua CBS 183.55, 1212 nucleotides. Its product is annotated as bifunctional dihydrofolate reductase-thymidylate synthase. NCBI's taxonomy places the organism in Eukaryota, Fungi, Ascomycota, Dothideomycetes, Pleosporales, Didymellaceae. Gene Ontology annotation, molecular function: thymidylate synthase activity. Gene Ontology annotation, cellular component: cytosol; mitochondrion. The coding region runs from base 97 to 1143 and encodes 348 amino acids. The transcript has a single exon. Gene Ontology annotation, biological process: dTMP biosynthetic process. The record is from RefSeq and is a predicted model, not a curated record.
UGGACCCUGACGCGUCUCGCGAUAUUGCACUUUAGCAGCGUCACGUACAACCAUACACAUCACUCACUUGUGUCACUUCAAAUACACACAUACAAGAUGGCACCUUCGAUACUCGAGCCGGUCAUCUCGGCGACACCCCCGUCAGAAUCUCAGAAUGGCACCAAGACAGAUGCACUAGUAAACGACACACCGAAGGCAGACCCCUCUCACGAAGAAUACCAGUAUCUGCGUUUGAUACGCGACAUCCUCAACAAUGGCGAGCACCGUCCAGACCGAACAGGGACAGGAACAUACGCAAUCCCUUUCCCUGCCCAAAUGAAGUUCACCUUGUCUCGACCAUCCUCCGACGCCAACGCACCGCCAGAGCUCAUCCUGCCCCUCCUCACAACCAAGCGCGUGUUCCUGAGAGCUGUGGUCGGAGAGCUCCUCUGGUUCAUCGCAGGAUCCACACACUACAAGUCGCUUCAAGAAGCCGGCAUCAAGAUUUGGGACGGCAACGGUUCGCGCGCAUAUCUGGAUAGUGUCGGCUUGACACACCACGAGGAGGGGGACCUGGGGCCUGUCUACGGUUUCCAGUGGCGACACUUCGGGGCAGAGUACAAGGGUCAUGCUGCAGACUACACAGGGCAGGGCGUCGAUCAGCUGGCAGAAGUCAUCGACAAGAUCAAGAACCGCCCAUACGACCGAAGAAUCAUCCUUAGCGCAUGGAACCCUGCAGAUCUCAAGAAGAUGGCCCUGCCGCCCUGCCACAUGUUCGCACAAUUCUACGUGUCCUUUCCAAGGCAAAAGGAGGGCGAGACGGAGAAGCCCAGGGGCGUGCUGCACUCACUGCUGUACCAGCGUUCCUGCGAUAUGGGACUGGGAGUGCCGUUUAACAUUGCUUCGUACGCAUUGCUAACACACAUGAUCGCGCAUGUUUGCGACCUCACACCGGGCACCUUCACACACACAAUGGGCGACGCACAUGUAUACUGCGACCACGUUGACGCACUCAACACCCAGCUCACAAGAGAGCCGCGCGACUUUCCGACCCUUAAGAUCAACAGACCAGUGGGCGGCAGCAUCGACGGGUGGAAGGCUGAGGAAAUGGAGGUGCUGGGGUACAAGCCGCACGGAGCUAUUGCAAUGAAGAUGAGUGUAUAGCAUUGUUAUGAUUUGCAGGAUUCCAUGCUCCACCAGACAUGUACAUGAGAACGCACGAAUCCAAAUGUU